Molecule: messenger RNA, 2573 nt
Organism: Schistosoma mattheei
Lineage: Eukaryota; Metazoa; Platyhelminthes; Trematoda; Strigeidida; Schistosomatidae
Source: the annotation of a GenBank genome assembly
GUGAAUUACCGAGCCAAGUUCAAGUUGCUUUUACAGGACGCCACAAAAUGCCUAGGACAGUCACCUGUUGUUUUAUGGACUCUCUUUCAAAUAUUGAGCCUCUUCACUCUUGGCAAUCAUUAUUAGCAUUUCUGAUUGGUCACGACCUGCUUAAUUCAGUGGUUUAAAAACUCCCUAAUAUCAUUCAUAAGACCAAUCAGUUAUCGUGCCUCCUCAAAUAGAAGGUCCAGUACUUCGACUCCAGACAUCGCUGUUUCCUCGUCCUUACCGAAAGCCUGUAAGUCCAUACAAAGUAUUUCCUUCAGCGUCUUAUUCAGUUACCUAAACAUCUAGUUGACAUUUACAUUUGAAAAGUUAUUUAUUUAUUCAUUUGAACACAUAAGCAUUGGUAAAAUAGUACACCAAAUAGAUAUGCGCCACACAAUAACGUUGAGGCCAGUAGCAAAUUCAUUUCACUGGAUUAUACUCCUUGAAUAACAUCUUCAAACCCUAAUCUUUUCGAUUACUGCUUAUACUCUUACUACGUUUACCGCUGCGGGAUUUGAAUCGACAACUGCAUCUCUGUGCUAAUGUGGUAUUGCACCUCGACCUGAUGUACGUACGUACGAAGUUCUACGUUGUUACUGACUGACUGAGCAGUUAUCAUUGAUUUCUGUGAGGGCUGUAAUACUGCCCGGGUGCCCGAACCGACGCAGGUGGUUUUCUCAGGGGACCACACCCCGGGCCUUUGACCUAGAAGUCUGAUCCACAAGGCAGUGGAGCAACUUUAGGAAACGCAAUCCCAUGGUAGCCGAUGACUAACAAUAUGUUCAUACGCCAUUUGCUCCUUUAGGUCACUGGAGCUGAAGUGCAUCAUUAGUUUGGAAUCAGGGUUUCCUAACUCCCCUAGGUAGAUUCUCCAUAUCCACCAACCCGGUUAAUGCGCCGGACAUUUGUUUUUCGUCCUCUUUUUCGUAAACAUCACUCCCUCCAGGUAUCAGAUUACAUCAAAUUUUCACUAACUAGAAUUAACUGUUUGGUUAGUACCGGAAUUAUGAAUCUUGGGAAGUUGUGUAGUAAAAUUGACUUAAUUGAAAUAGGUCUUGUAUUUUAGCUUCACUCGCCACACUUUUUUGUGCAUACUAAAUAGUUUUGUAAUAUCUACGGUCAAUACUAUGUAUUCUACAAUGUUGUAUCCUACAAAUUGCACCUCAACAUAUUAUGUCCAACUCACAAUACUUUUAGAUAUACAACCCUUUUAGUUUAACUCAACUUCAUUUCCCUUUCGAGUGACAAAACGGAAGGCAGAACAAUAUUCUAAGAAAAAUGAAAUGAUUACGGAACAGUGUACCCUUCCAUCUAAAGCGAACAAACCUGCGGAGUGGAUAGCAUGUGAUAAAGUUGUCGUCCGUGAUCAAGUUCGUUGGCAAUCAAUCACUUCAUCCAAACCAUUUGUAUACCAUCCUAAGACCCUGAAACCAAUUGUGUAUGCUUAUCCUACACUACCCGCUAAAUCGAAUUCCUCAGCUCAUCUUUCGUGUAGUCCCACAAUGAAAGUAGAUAAAGAAGCUCAAACAGAUAGUAAUCAUACCAUUAUAUUUAAUAUUGAAGAUAUAAUCAGAGCUCAGCGUAAUUUAGCAUCUACCAAUCAAAAUUCACAUCUAUCAUCUGAUGGUACGGAUGACAGUAAAGAGUCACUUCAGAAGGCGUUAGAAUUACAACAGAGAAUUAACGCCGACUUAAAAAACUUAUUGGUAUCUGCUAUGUCUGGUAAUUUAAAUGUGGCUCAACAGCUAAUCGAUUUAAUCAGUAGUAAUGCAUACCUUUGUGGUCAAAGUGAAGGUUUAGCCCAUCAGAAAUCUGUUCUACAAGAAGCCGCCAACACAGCCGAAAUUGUAGCUGAUGUAUGGCAGACAAAAUGUAUUGCUAGUCGUGCUGUAGCGGGUGAAGCAGCUAAACAUGCCACCAUGUCAGUGCAUCAGGCACAUUUAGCUCGACACGCGCUGGCGCAUCUUCUUGGUGAACGUGCACAAAUACGUCGAUAUCUAAGUCAAGCAAUCCCUUUGUUAUCUGAUUAUUGUAAUAAACACGAUAUUAAACUAAAUAAACCGAUUAAUCAGACAUGUAGUACACUAAGCUUGACAUCACUGUGUUUUGAUUUGGCUUUAGCGAUAUCACCAAAUGCUAGUAUCCAACCGAUUCAAUGCUCUUCAGAUACAGUUGGUGAAGAGUUGGCACAAUAUGUUCUGACAAGAGUCAAUAAUAAGAAUAUUCUUAAAUACGAUCGUAUGUUUCCCACCACAUCAACUGCAUUUGGUGCUUCAACAACUGCCCUGUCUACAAUACCUCCUCUGGAAACAACUGAAACUGAUGAUUUACUUUUGAAAACACUUGAAUUAUUUCAGUCUACUGGAAAACGAAAGCAUGAUCUGGAAUUGUUUUCUUGUUCAAAAUGUGUGGGAGAUGUUCUUGUGAUAUGAUUUUAAUUCCAAACAUUUCGCCAAAAAUAUUGGUGAUACCUUUUGAAAAUAACAACUAACCUCUUAAUCUUUUAUAUUUCACUACAGAUUAAUUAUAAAUUAAGACAUUUAGUG